UACGUGGACGAGUCGCGAUGCAUCGGGUGCCGGUACUGCGCGGAGAUCGCGCGAAGCACGUUCCGGAUGGAGGCUGAGUUUGGUGCGGCGAGGGUCUUCCAGCAGAGCGGCGACACAGCGGACGUCAUCGCGGAGGCGAUCGACUGCUGCCCUGUGGACUGCAUACACGCGGUGUCGUUCAACGAGCUCGAAGUGCUGGAGCGCCAU
Messenger RNA from Emiliania huxleyi CCMP1516, 207 nucleotides. RefSeq lists its product as hypothetical. The transcript has a single exon. The annotation marks the transcript as partial. Gene Ontology annotation, molecular function: electron transfer activity; iron ion binding. The record is from RefSeq and is a predicted model, not a curated record. NCBI's taxonomy places the organism in Eukaryota, Haptophyta, Isochrysidales, Noelaerhabdaceae.